AUGAAUACACGAGCAUCUUCCAGUAAAUCUUCCGGAGGACCUCCCCGACGGUCCAGAAGUCCACUUGAAGACUUAAUUAAAUGCUUUUGUGGUGCCUGUGAAAGCUUUUUUAAGCGUAAACAUAUAAUUCAAGCACUUAAAGCAAAUGAAUAUGAAGUUCUAAGCGACAACGAGCUUCGGAAGAUAUUAAAAAAGUUUAUUGAAUUCAGACAAGGUGGAUCGUACAUAAAACCACCUAUUAUGGAGAUAGUUGAAUGCUACGAGUUAUCUGAAAGUAUUUUGGCAAUGGAAGAAGAUCUGGAAGAACGUCGAGCAGAUAUUGACGAUUUAUGUUUUACGGAAGAUUGGGAAGAUCGAUUAGCAGCAGCAAUCGAUGACGGCACCACCGAUGACUUCUUCAAUGAACUCAUGAUUGAAUGCUCAAGACGCUUAGGUGAAGAACCAGAAUAUACCAUGUUCAAAGAAGAACUUAGAAAAAAACUUAAGUGA
Clunio marinus is the source of this 489-nucleotide messenger RNA. NCBI's taxonomy places the organism in Eukaryota, Metazoa, Arthropoda, Insecta, Diptera, Chironomidae. The record is from the annotation of a GenBank genome assembly.